Messenger RNA from Melitaea cinxia (Glanville fritillary), 1032 nucleotides. It is a transcript of the gene Tob, whose product is annotated as protein Tob1. The transcript has 4 exons. The coding region runs from base 280 to 1032 and encodes 250 amino acids. Gene Ontology annotation, biological process: regulation of gene expression. NCBI's taxonomy places the organism in Eukaryota, Metazoa, Arthropoda, Insecta, Lepidoptera, Nymphalidae. Gene Ontology annotation, molecular function: transcription corepressor activity. The record is from RefSeq and is a predicted model, not a curated record. Gene Ontology annotation, cellular component: nucleus; cytoplasm.
UCCGCCGCCUCACUCGGAACUGCAAGCACGUCGGUCGCGACCUAGCGCGUAGCCGCGAACAAUAAGACCUCACACUCGCCUGAUCGCAAAAACACUCAGUGUCCAUCAAUUAUUUUUUUAAAGUGUAGUGAAAAAUAUUUUUUUAAUUGUGACAAGUCAGGCGGGCGGAGGCUCGGGUGGGGCGCGUUCCGCUGACACAGUGGCUCAGUCAGCCGUCGGUCGCCGAGUGGCAAGCACCAUCGAUUUUCUCCAAACGGCUUUACGCGAGUAAAAACAACAAUGCAUAUUGAAGUACAAGUCGCACUCAAUUUCGUCAUAUCAUACCUUUACAACAAGCUGCCCAGACGACGCGUCAACAUUUUCGGGGAAGAGCUAGAAAAAGCGCUUAAAGAUAAGUUCAGGGGUCAUUGGUACCCCGACCGACCGUGCCGGGGGUCUGCGUUCAGAUGUUUGAAAACUGGGGGUCCAUUAGACCCUGUGCUGGAGAGAGCUGCGCGGGAGUCUGGUGUUCCUGUACGAGAUGUGCUUGAACACCUUCCGCGAGACCUCGCUGUUUGGGUGGAUCCAGGCGAGGUGUCUUAUCGCAUCGGCGAGAAGGGCGCAGUGAAAGUGUUGUUCAGCAGCGACGAACGUGCCGCUGACGAGAGGACCGACAGAGAGGUUACCCGCGCAUUUAACCCUGAGGCACAGUGUUUCCGGCCCGUAGAGCCGGUAGCGGCUCCAUCGCCGCCCGCCCCCGCCGCCUUCUCACCCGCUCCGCCCUUCCGAGCGCAGCCGCUCACAUUCACGACCGCUACCUUCGCGCAAACCAAGUUCGGGAGUACCAAGUUGAAAACGAGCAGCAAACGUGCCAACCGCAUGUCGCCCACCGAGUUCAGCAACUACAUCAAGCAGCGCGCGGUGCAGCAGCAGCUGGCGGCGCGCGCGCUGUCGCCGGCCACGGACCCCGCGGCCUACUUCCUGGCGCGGCGCGACGCGGCGCCCCCCGCGCCCUCGCCCUACGCGCCCGCGCACCUGCUGCUCGCCAACUGA